Molecule: messenger RNA, 3416 nt
Organism: Sciurus carolinensis (gray squirrel)
Lineage: Eukaryota; Metazoa; Chordata; Mammalia; Rodentia; Sciuridae
Gene: Tcaim
Product: T cell activation inhibitor, mitochondrial
Exons: 12
Coding region: 322-1812 (496 amino acids)
Cellular component (GO): mitochondrion
Source: RefSeq, a predicted model, not a curated record
CCCCCGGCGCGCGCCCAGUUGCCCUUCGUGGUUCCCGGCCCUUGGGCCAGACCACUUCCUGCCGGCUAGCCACCCGGCUUCCUUCGGCUUACUCCUGCAUAUCCCGGAGCGCCUCUCUGCGCCUCCUAAAGCUCUCAACUGAGACCCCGGGUGGCCGGUAAGGAGGCGGGGAGACAGAGGGCUGCGGCGCCGACGUCAGCGCGGCGGGGCGCCCGGAGGCUCGGCCCGCGCGCAGGCGCGCUGAGGAUCACAUCGGUCAUGCAGUCAUACAUGUAAUGAGUUGAUGGAUGCCUGGAAGUUGACAUACAUAGAUAUUCAGAAAUGUUCUGCCACCUGAGACCUUGGAGGAGGUUCUGUCUAGAGAAGAUUCUCCCUCAUUGGUUCCACUACUCGAGAGCUUUAUCAGGAGCAGAAGCCGUCAAUGCCUUGAGGCCUUUCUAUUUUGCAGUUCAUCCAGAUUUCUUUGGACAGCACCCCCGAGAAAGGGAAAUCAAUGAAAAUUCUCUUAAGAGAUUAAGUGUCUACUUAGAAAACCUCCAGAAACCAGGCUUCAAGUCUUUGAAACCAACUCCACUUACAUUUUAUGUAAGAGAAACAGACCAGAACCCCUCUGAUGGCCAGGAACCCUUUAGUUCUCCCGGAUUUCGAGCAGUCAAAUUUACUUUGCACACCAGAGAUCUGCUAAGCACAGUAUUGUAUAUUCUCAACUCCUGCAGUUUAUCUGUUGAACAUAUCCAAAGCAUGAACACUAAUGUGCAUUCCCAGCCUCUCAAAGAAGCUAAAAGGAUGUCUGACAGGCCCAUCAAGUGGGACAGGUCUUACUACUCCUUUACUGGAUUCAAGGACCCUGAUGAAGACCUUGAACAAGUCUCAAGAAUAGAAACAACCCUAACAUCCUGGUUAGAUAACAACGGGAAAAGUGCUCUUAAAAAGCUGAAGAAUAGUUUGCCCCUUAGAAAAGAGCUGGAUCGCUUAAAAGAGGAGCUAUCUCAUCUCUUGCAACUCUCAGAUAUUAGGUGGCAGAGGAGCUGGGGCAUCGCCCACCGCUGUAGCCAGCUGCACAGUUUAGGCCGCCUAGCACAACAGAACUUGGAAACUCUUCAGAAAGCAAAAGGAUGUACCAUCAUAUUUACAGACCGCUCCGGCAUGAGUGCAGUGGGCCAUGUUAUGCUGGGAACCAUGGACGUUCAUCACCACUGGACAAAGCUUUUUGAAAGAUUGCCAAGUUAUUUUGACCUACAGAGGAGGCUGGUGCUUUUAGAAGAUCAAAUCAGCAGUCUGCUAGGCGGCAUACAGGUCGUUUAUAUCGAAGAAUUACAGCCAGUAUUGACACUUGAAGAAUAUUACUCUCUUCUCAACGUGUUCUAUAGUAGGCUAUUGAAAAGCAGGGCACCUUUUCACCCUCGGAGUCUCCGUGGCUUACAAAUGAUCCUGAACAGUGACAGAUAUGCUCCAAGUUUGCAUGAACUCGGCCAUUUCAACAUCCCGGUACUCUGUGAUCCAGCAAAUCUCCAAUGGUUUAUUCACACCAAAGUGCAGCAGGCAAGAGAGAACAUGAAAAGAAAGGAGGAGUUAAAGGUUAUUGAAAAUGAAUUGAUACAGGCUUCAACAAAGAAAUUUUCUCUGGAGAAGUUAUAUAAGGAGCCCAGCAUUUCUAGUAUACAAAUGGUGGAUUGUUGUAAGAGACUUCUAGAACAAUCACUGCCUUAUCUACAUGGGAUGCACCUCUGCGUUUCACAUUUUUACUCCGUUAUGCAAGAUGGAGACCUUUGUAUUCCUUGGAAUUGGAAGAAUGGAGAAGCCAUGAAGUAACACAGCAAUCUUUUAUUUUUUAAAGAGAUUAGAAACUGUUAAACUUAUUUAAAUCGUUUGAUAUGACAGUAUCAUUUAUGUAUUACAAGAACAAAGUUCCUAACUGCUGCUUUAAAAGUAUACUUCUAAAAAUUAAUUUCUUCAAGGAAACCUGUCUUAAAAAGGUUUUAUCCCCUAUUCUUAUGAUGUUGAUUGACAAGACUAGGUAAAAUGAUAUUAGAGUGAAAGAAAAUAUUUUUAGUGAUAUAUAUAAUGAAGGAUUCUCUGAGUCAUAUAUUUUUAUAUGAGUGAAUGUUGGUUUGGGGCUGAACAAGUACGUACAUAAGUAUGAACAGGCCCCAUACCCAGUACAUCUCUGGAGUACUGGAGCCAUUACUACAUGUACCACAACACUGCUCCUCAUAGUUCCAUCUCAUGGAUGUAUACACAUGUAUUUUUCAGUAACAGACGGUUGAUACCCAAAACAGAUGAUUGGUAGGUAGCAAAAAUUAGAUAACCAAAUUUUGCGUAAGAUAAAGAAUAGAAGGGAAAGAAAACAAAUAUAUAGUAUUGACAUUAUCCUUAAAAGUGUGAUAUCAGUUUAUUAAAAAUCUUCAGUGGCAGACUUUAGUUUUAAACCCAUAAUUUCUCCUACCCAUUAAAAAGUCGUAAACAUUGAGGCUGGGAUUACAUAGCUCAUCAAGAGAGAAUGUGCUUAGCAUGCAUGAGUCCCUAGGUUCAGUCCCCAGAAAAAAUAAAUACUGUAACUCUUGGUAGCAUGAAACCAAAAAGCAGAUAUUUUUGACUCAUUCAGUGAGGUUCUAACUAGUUUUCAUGGGCAAAUACUAUUCAAGAAAAUCCUUGCUUGCUUCUCAGAGGGUUUUAGGAAGCAGCGUCAAGUAUAAAAUAGUUCAGGCCUUCCAGCCUUUCUCCCUCCCCUCCCAACCCCCACUGUCCAGUUCCUCCCAGUGUUGGAAGUCCUCUCUAGCUCUGGCCAGGUUAAAGCCUCUCUAGGGUACCUCUCAUUCUUAGAAAUAACUUAACCCCAAAUGGGUUAUGAUGUCCGCAGCAAAGAGACCAGUUCUCUAAAUUCUGUACCUCUCCCUGCAGAUCUCCCCUGAGAUUCCUUAACCAGAUCCAGAACCUCUCAGCCCAUUUCUCAAGAGAACAAGGUAAAUCCUGGUUUGGGACACCAUUUUUAUGACUCUUACUGCUCUAGAAAUCAGAAAGGAAUUAUUUUCCAUAGUGCAUUAGAACAUAAAGACUUUUGUUAAAGUGAGUUCUUGAAGUAUGUUUUAAAUUUAUAUAAAACAUCAAAUAUUUAAGCAACUUCAAAUGUGUGUUCAAAAGUAGUAUUGGUUUGUAAUUGUGUAUAUCAUCCCUUUUAACUCGUGCCUAACAACUUAUAUUCAGAUUUUGUUUUCUAAUAAAAUAAGUAGUGUUGCCAGUAAAGAUUUUCCAGAGCCAAAUAAAGGGAGUGAAAAAUUCCUGAAAGUAUUUAUUGGAAAAUUAGGUUUGGAUUGUGCCAUUUUUAAAAAUAACUAAUAUAGAAUCUUCAAUAGUAAUGUUUUGAGUUGGAUUUUGUCUCAGAACUCAUUAUUACAUAAUAAAUAAUACCUACAUCA